Messenger RNA from Nomia melanderi (Alkali bee), 2475 nucleotides. Its product is annotated as E3 SUMO-protein ligase ZBED1. Lineage: Eukaryota; Metazoa; Arthropoda; Insecta; Hymenoptera; Halictidae. The record is from RefSeq and is a predicted model, not a curated record. Gene Ontology annotation, molecular function: protein dimerization activity; DNA binding.
ACACACUCGCGAUGAGUCGGAGGUAAUAAGUUACAAAAUUCCAGAGGAUUAAAGUCACAAUAAAAAAUAAUUCGUGUCCAGUGGCAGCGUCCUUUUAUCAUCAGCCUCGUUUACUCGAAAGUGUUACGGUCUGUUAUCGUCAGAUCGAAGUCUGAAAACUAUACUCAAUCGUUCUCCGAUAUAACGGCAUCAACGGAAAGUUCAGCCGAUCAAAUAUUCCGCGAACUGUUCCGCUCGGGCAGCGAGCAUGGCGAAAACAAGGGCAAAAAGGAGUGCGAUCUGGCGGUACUUUUCGGAGUGCAGUGAACGCGACAAAAACACAUUAGUCAAAUGCAACGCGUGCAACGCGGCGCUGCCUUUCUGCAGGAACACGACGAACUUGUGGUCCCACAUCCGCAUACACCACAGAGUUAUCUUGGACAACAUCUCGGCGAAGAAAUCCACCGGAGAACGUCCGCGGCAGAGUCCUAGCAUUUACUCUCACAACAUUGCAGCAGAUUCGAAUCGGCCGACGAUCGAGCCGACGCAAAUCCUAUCGGCCAGCUGCAACGGGGCGCAGCGAUACCCUGCCGACUCGAAGCGAGCAGCGGAGAUCACCAACGCCUUGCUGCUGAUGAUCGCCGAGGACGUUUACCCGUUCUCCAUAGUGAACGACAGAGGAUUCGUGAACUUCGUGAGAACGCUGGACGAGAACUACCAGCUGCCGGACAAGAACUCUCUGGCGACCAAGUAUCUACCGGCGCUCUACGAGUCGAAAUGCAAAGAGAUCGCGGAGAAACUGUCGGAGGCAGAGUACGUUCACCUGUCGGUGGACUCGUGGUCAGAGGGCAAUCGCAAGAUGUCCUUCGUCGCGAUCACCGCGCACUACUGCGUCCGCGGGGUGCUGCAGCAGAGCACUUUGCGGGUGUUCUACACCCUGCUGCAGUGCGGUAGCAGAAUUUACGAGUUGCUGGAUCAAACGGCUAUAGCUUGGAGCAUUAGAUCGAAGAUCAAGACGAUCGUGUACGACAGCGCGAGCAACGUGCACGCUGCGCCUGCCUGGCGCAGGAUCUCCUGCUUCGAGCACACCCUGAACACCGUCGUCCGCGACGCGAUCAAGGAGAACAGGACCGUCGUCGACGUUCUCCACAAGUGCAGGGACAUCGUCGGCGUCCUGAAGACGGACAGCGUGAUCGCGAAAGCGUCGAGGAACGAGAAGAAGGAGAGUCUUCUGAAGAGUCUCAACCUGAAGAAGGACAUCAUCGGACGCUGGAAGUCUACUUACUCGAUGCUCUGCAACAUGGUGGAGCUGAGGUGCAUUCUGUCCACGAUGCACGCGCAUCUGUUGGAGAACAACGUCGCCUGGAUCACGGAGAACGAGUGGGAAACGAUCUCUGGGACGAUUCAACUGCUGAAGCCGUUCCACGAGGCUGCCAAGGAGGUCUCCGGCGACUGUCGCGUUACCAUCUCGAAGAUAAUACCGAUCGUGCAUUGUAUUGAAGCUGCUGUGGCGAAUCAGGUGAACCUGAUGGAAGACGCCAUGUUGCUGCGAGCUAAUUUGUUGAACGAACUCGGCAUGUGCUUCGAAGGGAUCGAAGCGCAUCCUGUUUACUCGAUCGCCACGUUUUUGGACCCUCGGUACAAGAAUAUCGCGUUCCACUCGAACGAGUGCGUUGAACUGGUGAAGAAUCUGUUGACGUCGCAGUACAAGCUUCGGGAGGGUUGUAGCAAAGAUGUUGAUGGAUAUGGGAGUGCAGUGCAGCAAGGCAGAAACGAUACCGAUGAUAUUAACGAUACUUUGUGGGCGGAGUUUGAUAAGAAGGUACAGAAGGCGACAGUCGAGUCUGUAUAUUAUUUGUGUCCGUUGAAAGAUGAGUUGGAAAGGUAUCUACUUUUGAAGCCAAUUAAUAGAAAGUCCAAUCCAAUCUCGUGGUGGAACGCGGAAGGCAAAACUUUGUUCCCGAAACUUAUGAAACUGGCAUUAGAAUAUUUAUGUAUUCCAGCAACUUGCGUCUCGAACGAACAACUAUUCGCCAAAGUCGAGCAAAUCCUUUCGCAGCGACGAACACGAAUGCAAUCGAAAUAUCUCAACAUGCUCUCUAUGUUACACUUAAAUAGAAAUAAUUAAAAUUCAAUAGAAUAUUCCUCGUACCUGAAAUCCAUCCGCAGAAGCUCAAACAUUCCUAAUAUCUCUUCAUCCACGAAAAUCCAACGAAUUCAACAUUUUUCCAAUUAACCCUUAGCACUCGAAAGUUGCCAAGAAAAUUAUAAAAUUGAAAAUUCAACAUUAAAUUUUCUAUAACGUAUCAGCACAUGGAACAUUGAAGUAAAAUACUUCUGUCACUUAAUUCAUACGAGGCAUUUGUUUACGUUAGUUGCAAAAAAUAUCAUAGACAUUUGAUCAGAAAAUAAUGAAUAUUUAUCGAGAAAAAUAUCCUCGAGUGCAAAGGGUUAAUACCAAAAAUGUAAUUUCAACCCUGAUCUUUUCCUUUUGUC